CGGGAGCGACGCGGCGACGGCCCCGCCCACGAUGACGCGGGCGGGAGGCCGGCUCGGCAAAUGGCGGCGUGUCGGCCGUACCCGGGCUCGGUGUCGGGCGGCCGGUGCCGCUGAGCCCCGCUCGGGUCACCGGACACAGCCGUGGCCUGCACUGCUCAGUAGAAGAGCUGUGGCUCCUGCCGUCAUUGAGACUUCGUGAAUCUGUGAACAUGGAAGCACUAGGGGCAGAAGAUGAUAUUUCUAUUUUAAAUCAUGAAGGAGCAAGCCCUGAAGCAACACCUUUCAGGUAUAGUCCCAUUGCAGGUUCUUCAGGCGAUGAAUCUGUUGGUUCCCACUUUGCACUUGUCACAGCCUACGAAGAUAUCAAAAAACGAUUAAAGCAAACGGAGAGUGAAAAUUCUUUCUUGAAGAAAAAAGCUCGGAUGCUGGAGGAAAGGCUUCUUAAUGCUUCUCUUGACAAUGAGAAAAGUUAUUUUGGACAGGAGGAAGUGAAUAAAGCUUACCAGGCUUAUCGGGAAGUCUGCAUUGAAAGAGACAAGAUGAGACAGAGGCUCGAAAGAAUGAUCAAGGAACAGAUGGAUUCUGUCCGAAUUCUGAAUGAAACAUUGCAAGCUAAAGAAGUAGAAAUUCUUCAGCUACGAAGUGAAGUUGAGACCCGUCAAGUGAUGGAUGAUCUGAACAGAACUCAUAAUUCCUGGGAUUUAGAGAAAUCAAGUAAUGAACUGAAAGUGCAUACCUUGAACCAAGAACUGGAGAUUCUUAGACAAGAAUGCAAUUUCCUAAGAGAAGAGCUACAAAAUUAUAAACUGAAGGACUCCAGCCUGAAUGCAUGCAUGCCCAAAAGAGAGAUUCUGAAAGAUGAAGAAACAGACAGAGAAGUUGGUCUGCAAAAACCCUACCAGGAUCUGAUGAGAGAAAUGUCUAACUUACAUUUGGUGACAAAAACGCAAGCUGAGCUUCUGCGAAAACUGUUAGCCACACACGGCUCAACAAAGAAUGCUCAAAGCCUGGAUGAUUUGUUACUUGACUGUGGAAAACUGGAGCUCAAUUCUUCGGGGGCAACGUAUCAAGCUGUGCAUCCUUCGUCAAAGGAGGCUGAUGUGAAAAUUUCCAGAUUUGCUGCAUCUCGCCGUUUCCAGCAGGAUACAGCAGCCUUUUGUGACCAGGAGUUCCUUGUACCGUGGGCAAGUUCACGACCCCCUCCUGCUGGCAGUGCUGCCUUAGAAGAAAAUGUUUCUUGUGGAAAGGGCUCAAUUGAUGAUAACUCAUGGGUUUUUCCUACCCCACCAGUGGGCAGUCCAAGUGAUGCAGCAUUCUGGAAAACUGGAAGUACACCUGGCUCUUCGGCUGUGAAAAUUCCUGUUGUGAAUAUGUGUGAUCCAUUUUUGUUCCGGAGCUGAGCUGUAUAACUUGUGAGCAUUCGGCUAAAUAGGAAACUCUAUUUGUAAAGUAUUUUAAAAAUGCUGACGUAAAAGUAAUUGGAUUAGCUGGUGAUAGUAUCUGCUGAUGCUUUUUUAAUUUAUAUCUGAAUUCGGAAAACAUUUUGACAGUAGCUGAUAAUUGUUGCAGAAUGCACCAAGCUUCAGAAAUAUACAGUGAUAUUAUCUUCUUCAGCUAAUAAUCUAUCUGUAUAUCAAACAAAAAUAUUAUAGAAAUGUUUAUAUUCUGAAGCUUUAAUCUUCACUUGGGCACACCUGUGAAUAUAGGAAAUGCUGCUGAAAUCCUCAAACAUGGCCUUAAGUAAUAAAGUCAAGCAGAGGAAAAUGUAUAGUAUGUGAUCAACUCAAAUCUGCAGAUCUUAUUUGCUAAACUCUGUUUGAAGGCAGGUAAAUGAAACACCAUGCAUUCUCUCUGAUAAUAAACAUUAUUCUGUGACGAAAGACAUUUUACUCGACGGUCAUGCACUGAUUUCACUCUGGUUUAGUUUUGACUCCUCUAAAAGUGCCUCCAUAUGUUUUGUAUAUACUAUUUUUUAGAAGAAGCCUCUCCUAACCUCAGUGCCAAUCUCACCCAAACCAUUGCGAAUAGUUGCUUUAAAAAUAAAAUCAAACGUCUAGAUUUCUCUAAAAGUUGUUUAUUCAUGUAUUUUCAUUGUGUACAGAAACAAUGGAAAACUGUUGUAUAACCUGUCAGCUUUCUCUGUACAAUUCCUUCUCUCUUGUGGCUGUUCCUUGGAAAGAGAAUGAUUUGCUCCCAUUACAGUUCUUUGGGUUCUGAUGUAACUGAAGAGUCCCAGUGUUGGACCUGGAGAUUUUGCCGAGGAGGUGGGGGUGGGGGGAAGGAGGUGCUUGGUGUGAUGUUCAGAUGGUGGUUUGGGAAGUGGUAUACUCCUUCCACUGCUCUACACCGGGUUUCUGUGUGCUCCCAAUGCAUGGACAGGGCUAUCAGUGCCAUCACAAAUGUUCCUUCUCCACUUCAAAUGGCCAUGGAUUUCCAAGAGUCAGUAGGGAUGUUGUAUUUUUCAAGAAGGUUUCUGAGAACUUCCAUGAAUCUUUUCCUCGGUCACCUAGUAAUUUCUUCCUGUAGUUCCCUUUUGUGUGGUCUGUUGCAGAGCCUGAUAAAAGGCACAAGUUGAAUUGAUGCACAGCCAUCUUAAAAGUGUAAUGUCUUUAUUUUCUCCUGAUAUUCAUUACAUAAUUUAAAUAAAAAUGAGUUGAUGUAGGUUUUUUUUUGGCCUGGUCAGUUCUCUGUUUAGUGGAGUGGGAAUGCAAGAGCUUUCCAAUAUUGGAUGCUUAUUACCCCUUGGCUUUCUCUUAAUUGACUGGUCUGUCUGAGCUGCUGGGCAAGUCACAGUGAGGAUAACUACCUGUUUGGAAAAGAGUUAGUUGUCCAGGAAUCUGUCUUGGUUUGCAUUCAGUACCUUUGUAGGGGGACAAAAAUUGCAGUUACAUACCUGAAUCCAAUUGAAUGGCAUGGAAGGUUUGCAAAGGGAGGGGGGCUGUGGCUAAUUGAAAUAAAAUGAAUUAAAAUUAAAAAUAUUUACAGAUCAUGCUGUUUCUGUGGUUGAGGAAAUCUGCUUUUAAGAAAACGUAAUGGUGGGCUUGCAUUCAAGCUGUAGACAUCUCUGACCAGGCCGAAUUUUCCAUGUCCUAACAAUUAAAGUACGACUGCAAACUAUCACUGAAAAUUGUUCUGAGUUUUAAUAUUAAAGUGCUCUCCCAGCUCGAUUUCUUCAGAUUUUUAAUGGUGACGUGGCAUAUUUUGCAGUCACCAGUUUUGCUCACUUAUGUUGCUCUGUUGCAAUCAUUCUCAUCAAUUUAGCAUUCAUUCAACUUUGAUUAUGUCCAAUUUGAGUAAUUAGUGGAAGCAUAAAACAAAGCUGAAAUAGAAUUGAAUUUUGAUUAUGAUCCAAAAUAUUUAUAUGUCAGAUAGUCUGCGUAACCCCUGCAGAUCACUACUAAAACUUAUUUUGCCAUUCAUGUUUGCAUUGUGGAGCACAGUUGUAUAUGUAUUGUUAUAUAUAGAUUGAAUAAAUAAAUAUUUACUAAAUAUUUUUAAAGCCAUGAUAUUAAUUAGUGAGGAGGAAUUGCUCCUAUUUUGCUUGCUUGUAUCUUUUGUGUAAGUGAUAUUGGUGUGGCCUGUAAAUAUACUUACCUGAUUAAAUCUUUCCUUGAUGAG
Messenger RNA from Pristis pectinata (smalltooth sawfish), 3618 nucleotides. It is a transcript of the gene azi2, whose product is annotated as 5-azacytidine induced 2. Gene Ontology annotation, biological process: canonical NF-kappaB signal transduction. Gene Ontology annotation, cellular component: cytoplasm. The record is from RefSeq and is a predicted model, not a curated record. Lineage: Eukaryota; Metazoa; Chordata; Chondrichthyes; Rhinopristiformes; Pristidae. The transcript is spliced from 8 exons. The coding region runs from base 210 to 1400 and encodes 396 amino acids.